AUGUCGACUCCAGCUCGCCCACCAGGUCCACAACGGACGAACGUUCUGGCCGCUGUCUUGUCGAAAGCGAUCUCCAUCGUAGUCCUUAUUUCUCUCUCCCUUACUGUCUUCGCGUACCGACACGAGCUUGAACCGAUAUACGGCGUCGCGCCAACGAAUCUCCAUCUGAACAAGAUUGUAUGGCUUGCAUGUAGUUUGGGCAGCUUCCUACCGACGCUUCCACUCUCCUAUGCCGUAUUUGCUGGCGGAGUCUUACUCUCUCUUCUCCCGAAUACCGCGUAUUGGGUCGCGGUGCACACAGCGAGGAUGGGCGACCCCGUGUGGGGACCUGUUGCAACGCAUAUGGUCGUAAUAGUUCCCAUAUUAUAUCUGGGUGUCGCCAUAGUCAAGGCUUUGCAGGAACUUCCUACCAUGGAAGAUUCUCAGGGCGCGCCCCAGCAGCUCAUCACUCUUCCCAUAUGCCAAACAUCCAUUAUGUCCGUACAAGAGUUAUGGCCAGUUAUUCCGCGCGUGAAGGAGUUUCCGACGGAACAAAUUUUCCUAGGUCUGGGUGCUUUCAUGCUCCUAGUGUGGGCAAUCACACCGUUACUCCCUACCAUUUUCGUGGCUGCAUCUUCUAGACCUACACCGGUGGCACGAGUAGCACUGGCUUCAAAAACCAAGUCACAGCGCAAGAAGGCUACAGCCCCUGCUCCGGCCACGAAAGCCCCGCAGGUAAAUGCGAAGAGCACGAAUCUCCUACGCCUCGCUGUCCUCCCGGUUGUGCCGGUCCUAACUGCGACCAUCCUCCGUUCGCCCACGCUUCUGAAGCCGCUCUUGGAGCCGUACAUCCACCCGAGUUACCCCAUGCGCGUCCUCUCCACGGUCAACUCGCCGUACUCGGGCGUCGUCGUCGUUGGCGAGGCGCUCCCGCUGGCACCAGGCGACGCACGGGCGAACAGCAUGCUGCACUCUGUGCGCUACCUUCGUGCAGGCCAUUCGUUGCUCGGCGGCAUGUGGAUCGGCCCGUUGGCGGGCAAGAUGCCGACCGCACUGGAUGAGGAGGGCGAGCCGCUUGGGGAGUCGGUGUACAACGCGUUCGUGCUACAGGAGGCGGCGCGACUCUUUUUGAAGCCUGAGAGGGAAGAGGAAGCGAAUGCACUUGUCAUUGGACUGGGUACGGGAAUCUCGGCGUCUGCGUUCAUGCGACAUAACAUGUCGACUACGAUUGUUGAGAUUGACGGCAACGUGUAUGAUGCUGCGAAGCGUUUCUUCGCGCUCCCGGAGCCCGAACCUGGCAAAUUGUUCAUCAAAGACGCGCGCAACUGGGUCCGUAUGCACCGCGCUCGGCUCGAGAACGCAACUGCAACAAGAAGCGAGACUGGAGAACAGGUUGAAGUGCAGACAAAGGAGGUAGAGCGCUACGACGUGAUAGUGCACGACUGCUUCUCUGGCGGAAGCGUACCGGCAUACCUCUAUACAGAGAGCUUCUGGGACGAUACGAAAGCUAUCAUGCACCCCGAUGGUGUCCUCGCUGUGGACUUCUUCGGUCAACUAGAAUCUGACUCGUCCCGCGCGAUCUUGCACACUCUCGAGAGCGUGUUUGGGCAUUGCCGUGCAUUCAGCGACUCCAACGAUCCGACAGCGACAUCCACGCUGUACACUGAUGCCCUCAACUGGGUGUUCUUCUGCUCCCCAUCUAGUAACCCGCUCACAUUCCGUGCGUCGUGCGUGUCGGAUUUCCUCGGCUCUCCGCUCCGCGCGUACAUCCUGUCGACUUUCUCCGGACGCGAGUUGGACCUUGCACCGAUCAGGGAGCUACCAGAGAAGACACGAUCGACGUACCUGUUGACAGACAUGCAGAAUGCGCUGGUGAAAUGGCAGGAGCAACGUGCGCUUGAGCACUGGAAGAUCAUGCGCGAGGUCCUGCCUGACGUCUUUUGGGAGACAUAUUGA
Messenger RNA from Sparassis crispa, 1935 nucleotides. RefSeq lists its product with no specific name. The record is from RefSeq and is a predicted model, not a curated record. The coding region runs from base 1 to 1935 and encodes 644 amino acids. NCBI's taxonomy places the organism in Eukaryota, Fungi, Basidiomycota, Agaricomycetes, Polyporales, Sparassidaceae. The transcript is spliced from 6 exons. Gene Ontology annotation, biological process: polyamine biosynthetic process.